This is a messenger RNA of Cladocopium goreaui, 826 nucleotides long. The record is from the annotation of a GenBank genome assembly. Lineage: Eukaryota; Dinophyceae; Suessiales; Symbiodiniaceae.
UUGCUUGCAUGACCACUCGUUGAUGCAAGAUUCGUCGCAAUGCGAGAUAGACUGGUUGAAGAUGUGUCCAGCUGUCAAGGGAUUCAUGGAGACAACACCGUCUCGGUGGUCGUGACGCCCCAGAACGUGCGGGAACUCAUUGACACACAAAGGCCUGGUUUCAUCCAAAGCCGCCUGCGGUGCCUGGGCUCCGCACCGGUUCCGAUUUCUGGGCCGUGCGACGAGCCAACGAUACGCCAGCGGCUCCGCUGCGCAGCAGCGGAUUUUCGCGGAGGACUUUCGGAGCUGCUGCCCUAUGCCAAAGUCAUGCUGGGGCCGCUGAUGGAUUGUCAUCAGCAGAACGUCCUGGUGCUGGGACUGGGAGGGGGAACAAUCCCAAGCUUCUUGCGGACAAAGUGCCCUGGAAGCCAUGUUGUGGCAGUGGACAACAAUGCCAAUGUGGUGAGAGCCGCCCGGGACUUCUUUGCCUUUGAUGGAGAAGCCAUCGUGGAUGAUGUCCACAGGGUGUUGUCCAAACUUUCGACCACAAAAGCUGGGACUUUUGAUGCGAUCGUCACUGAUGUAGGGCACAACAUCCGCCUGGACCGGAAAGACCUUGGAAAUGUGGUGCGGUUGUUGAAGUCUGAUGGAGUUCUCAUGGAGAACCUGAGUACUCCAUCCUUUGCAGAUGAACAAGUGGCCCUCUACAAAGACUUUCUGGGAGAUGUAUCUGCAGAAGUUAGCGGAAACAACCGCAUUGUUUUUGGUCGACUUCACCCAUCAAAGACGCUAGAGCAAUGAAGCGACGCUUAGAAAAGUGUCAACCAGAUGGCUGUUUGGAGAAAGG